AGAUUCUGAAGACCUUUGAAGUUUUGUGAGGGAAAACAACAAUGAGAGGUCUUUCAAAAGAUAGUUUCACAGUUGCUGACUGGAUAGUAUUCUCUGGAAUACUUACCAUUUCGGCAUGCAUCGGAGUUUAUUAUGCUUUGGCAGGAGGAAAGCAGAAAACUACCAAGGAGUUCCUUAUGGGAAAUCGCAGUCUGAAAAUGGUUCCCGUAGCCAUUUCUAUUCUUGUUUCUUUUCUGUCAGCCAUUUUAAUUCUGGGAGCGCCUGCAGAGAUGUAUACAAAAGGGACCCAGUAUUAUUUAUAUGUGUUUGGACAAAUGGCGGCAGCAGCACUUGCUGCUUUCUUGUUUGUGCCUCUUUUUUACCCGCUGAAAUUAACGAGUAUGUACGAGUAUAUUGAAGUAAGAUUCAAAUCCAGAGCAGUCAGACUUACAGCUACAGUUAUAAAUAUACUAUCCUCGCUGAUAUACACCGGGAUUGCAUCAUUUGCUCCAGCAACAGCCUUAGAAGCAGUAACUGGAUUUCCUGAAUGGGCUUCUUUUCUUCUGAUAGGUGUAGUGUGUACAUUUUACACUUUCAUGGGAGGAUUGAAAGCUGUGGUAUGGGUGGAUGCAUUUCAGGCCAUCAUCAUGUUUGGCUCUCUAUUGACUAUUGCGACUAAGGGCAAACUGGAAUAA
Saccostrea cuccullata (small rock oyster) is the source of this 674-nucleotide messenger RNA. RefSeq names its product sodium-coupled monocarboxylate transporter 1-like. The coding region runs from base 42 to 674 and encodes 210 amino acids. The transcript has 6 exons. Gene Ontology annotation, biological process: transmembrane transport; sodium ion transport. The record is from RefSeq and is a predicted model, not a curated record. Gene Ontology annotation, molecular function: symporter activity. Gene Ontology annotation, cellular component: membrane. NCBI's taxonomy places the organism in Eukaryota, Metazoa, Mollusca, Bivalvia, Ostreida, Ostreidae.